UUGCUCGGAUACGGAUCGCUCGGAAGCGGAAACGGAAAGGACGCGCGCGGUUCAUUCGGAAUAAGUGACAAGUCUUUUGGCUUGAAAUGGGAUUCUUUUCAGACAAGCAACUGUGGUUUUGUGUGUGUGUGUGUGUGUGUGUGUGUGUGUGUAUUGGAACUAGUGGUUACAUAAAAAAGUAAAGAUCUACAUAAUCAUCUCAAAACGAACGGUAGCCUACUUUCCUACCGGUGUACCGUUAUGAAAUGUGCGAUACGGAUGUGUAUGUGCGCUAGUAUAUGACUAGUGUGUGCAAAAUUUGAACCCGGUGGCGUAGGGUCAUUCGCUCGGCUUAUGGCCUAAAUGUAGGCUAAAAUACGCCGCGAUGUAUACCUGCAGUGGAUGGAAGAAUUUCUAUUUGUUUCGUUCAGCGAUUAUGCCGUCGAGACGUCGCCUUUGGUGUUCUGUCUGAAGUGUAACGGUGUUGUAUAGUAUAGUGUCGGGGCUGGUUCGUGAGAGAAAAAAAAAAGGAUUACAACUAAUUCCGUUUUAUUCAAUCUGAAUUUGAGUGGCGUACUGCUGAAUAGGCGGUGUGUGUGCGUGUGGGGGGUGAUUGUGUUCCGUGACCGAACGGAUAUACGUACUUUCUCGCAUCCAAGUGGGAUUCAAUAGUCUACUCGUACCAUGGAAAACAGCGCACUAAACUGGACAGUGGCAACAACAGCGCCCGGUAGAUAAUACAAGCGCCAACAGGUUAACCUCACCCGGCACUGGAGAUGACCAUCAUGGAUGGUAGCGGUAACAGAUUAGACGUUAGACAUCAACAGCAGCAGCAGCAGCAAAAUCAACAGAAACCACCGGAACAACAGUUCCAACGAGCUCAGUAUCAAAAGCAGCAAACCCAUCAGUUUGGCAUUACCGGCAACACUUCCGCUAAAGAUGGAAAGGUUUCUUGUCCCGGUAGUACUGCUACCGCUGCCACUGGCAGCACCACUGCGGGACAAUUUCCGGCAUCGUUUCCCGACAGCUUCAAAGACUUUUUCGCAAUGCUCAACGAGGAGGACGACCAUGUCGAUUUGUUCUCCAACAUACUAGAGGAUAAGGACAUCCCCCGCGGUACCAAGUGUCGCUACAGUCGAACCGCCAAUGCACCCGGUGCUGACACCACUGCCGGUCGUUCCAGUUACUCUGUUGCUGCUUCACCACACUCCUCAUACGGUGGUGGAAACCGAUCCUUCGGGCACGGAUUUGUGGCAGGAAGUAACAACAACAACUUUGGUCGUUCGAGUUCGUUUCGACUGCACCGGAACAAGCCAUCCUUCGCGGGGGUAACGGAACAGCAGCAACUAACCCCCAGCGGCAGCUAUCACUCGUCAAAUCAGCAACUGUUGAUUAAAAACAUUCGCAAUCAACUGGGUGGAUCCGGGUUGAUAGCCGGUUCAGCGGUGAGUGGUGAAAGUGAGGAAGAUAAUAAAUCGAUGAAGAAUUUGAAUUUAAUCAAAAGUGCAAUAGUGGACCGGUCUCCGUCCUCUUCGGCUUUGGCCGGUCUUGUGGCGGCGGGAGCUAGUGGUGUCGGAGGAUUGACGGUGACGGGAUUUCCUGGACCGGCUUCAAUUAAUCGGUCCAAAUCCAAUAGUAAAAUCGAUGAUCGUUCGCCUAACUCGUAUGAGAUGAAAAAUUUCGAGUAUGGUACUGGUGGUGGCGGAGCGGCUGGAGCGCAGGGGAGUAGCCGAAGUUAUAAGAUUAGCGAAAACAGCGACGAAGUCGAGGAAGAUGCCCUGAGUUCAAGCGGCAGCAGCAAAAACCUCUCGUCAAAGCUGACAAAAACAACCACCUCCUACUGUUUCAUGCGCCAUCACCAACAACAACAACACCAACAAUUGCAGCAACCCACGGCAAAGCCACCACAUCACCACACCAGGAACAACUCCCUUCGGGUGCAUCGUUCCAAUGCAUCAUCCUCCAUCUCCCCAUCGGCCUCCAUCAUGUUCAGCCAAGGUGUCAACAAAUCCACCAUCGGCGGUUCCUGUGCCUCCUUCUCAGCAUCAGCGGCAUCGUCGACGGCCACCACCUUCGGUAUCGGAAAUUGCCCGACCGGGAAUUGCCUGCCAUUGGCCGGUUGCAACUGUUGUCCCAGCAAGCAGGAAUUUAAACAACAUCAAAAGUCACCCGUUUUCAACCGGCAACGCUCGUCGUCGAUCAGUGUCGCGCGGCCCACGCCCGAUUUGUAUCGGUUUCUGAAGGCGGAAGUGCCGGUGCAGCAACCGCUAUCACCGGGGUCAAGAUUCGAAUCACGCGAAAAAUUUUCCGCCCUGACUGCAAGCGCCACCGGAGCUCAUCUAGCUUCGUCAACAUCAACCCUGUCGACACUGGUGGAAAGCAUAAGUGGCGUUAGUAGCAACGCAGUAGGCGCCCCAACGGGAAUCAACAACGCACAAACAGGCGGCGAGUCAGCGAUCGAUGUCGAGUGCGUCGGAACGAUGGUCGAUAAUAGCGGCGUCGGUAGUUUCAGUAACAAUAACAACAACAACAAUAGCAAACAGCAGCUCAAUUUCAACCUUGGCACAAUUACCAAAGAAGCGGCCGCCGGUCAGCAGCAGCAGGGUGGCGGUAAUCUAUCAUCCUCACCGUCCGGCUAUCGGCUGAAGUAUGCUGGCGGUGGCGGGGAUGCACCGUCGGUAUUGAUGUCCGGCCGAUUGGACAAUCGCUUCCAAAAUGGAGAAAACGAUGCCAAUUUCAACAAUCAGCAUCAUCCAGCGGGGGGAAACGCGGCGCAUCGAACCGUUAGCAUCAGUACCACAACCAUCGUGUGUGGUGGUCGGGAUGGUAGCCGUACACCGGCACUGCCCGGUGGCCCGGGAUUGGAGAAUGCCAAACAGCAGCGAAUGCGGACCUCCAGCAUGCCGGUAGAGAAUCGGAAGCCUCGCUUGGCGGAUACCAGACGCUCGGCUAUUCACUGCGCCGACGUCGACAUGGAGUACUAUCGGCUUCGCAGUUUCAGCAUUACGUCCCACGGGAUCUGCAAUCUAGGUGAUUCGAUGAGAAGUCGCCGCUCCCGUUCAAUCAACUCGGUUACAUCGGCCAGUUCCGGUGGUGGGAAGGAUCGAAAGGGAAGUAGCGGAUCGCAAAAACAGGAUGCUCACAUGCAGUCUGCCGAGGGCAGCGGGGACAACCUGACUGCGGUCAAGGAGAAAGACAAUGCGUACAAGGUCGCAAUGCUGGGAGCUUCCGGGGUUGGGAAAACGGCACUUACCUACCAGUUUACGACGUCGGAGUACAUCUGCGCGUACGAUUUGAGUUUGGAUGACGACUACGGACAGAAGACAGUUUCCGUGUUACUGGAUGGACAGGAGACGGACCUGGAGAUCAUCGAUCAUCCGGCCUGUGAGAUGUCGGAAGAAGCCUUCUGCUCCACCUACCACAUCGACAUAUUCGUGGUCGUCUAUUCGGUGGUCGAUCGAGGAUCAUUCAAAAAAGCCGAAAAAAUCCUCAACUUUCUCAAGGACUCCGAAAUGCUGCUAACUCGCGGUGUCAUCCUGGUCGGCAACAAAACGGACCUGGAGCGGCAGCGUGAAGUUCCCUGCCAGGUAGCUCGCCGGUUGGCAAAAGAAAUCGGCGCAAAAUUCAUCGAAACCAGCAGCGGAAUGGACUACAACGUAGACGAACUGCUGGUAGGGAUCGUCGCUCAGGUUAAGUUGAAUCCACAGCGGCUCAAUCGGCUAACCGACAAGCAGCGCAACAGUAUUGCGGGAUCGGUUGUUCCGCCAGCGAAGACCACUAUCAGGGGUCGCAAAACGGCAAUGUCGAUGCGAGAGUUGACGGGGAAAGAUGCCGCUAGCCGGAUACGGAGAAUUGUUCGCCGAAGCAGCAUUGGAAAAUUCGGAUCAGAAGAAGAUGACGAUUACGAGCUGGGUGAUAAGCGGCUGCGGAAGAAACCGCACGACUACCACCGGGAUGAGGAAGAUGGGGAAAGCGAUGACGAACGGUCGACGGACAAUGAAACGAACCUGUUGCGACGGAAACGUUUCGAUCUGCCGAGUACUUCGGGACAAAUUGGAUACGGCAGUGCUUCGAACGUUAGGACUUUGAAGCGAAUGUCCUACGAUCAGCAGCAGGAUGGGGAGGAGCAGUCUCAGCAGCAGCAGCAGCAACAACAGGAAGCUCGUCGUUCACCGCAACCGGGAGUUAAGCGGUUUAACUACAUCGACGAAAAGCCGUCGGUCGCCGGAAGCUCGUCCAGCACAAACAAAUUUGCCAACCGAACCAAACUGCUGCUGACUUCGUUUUUGAAGUUCAAACGGAAUCUGCGCGUGAAGCGACGCAGUUCCGGCAGCUGCAGCGAUUUGUUUGUAAUUUAGGGGGUGCGUGGUGGGAUAAUGUUUUUAUGGGUUUCCUAUUGUUGUUAUAAUUAAUUAGUGUAUUCUUUACACACAAACGCACACGAUUGCAUUUAUCGUGGCAACAAAUGGGAUCAAAAUAAACGGUUUUAAACAGUAGCGGCAUAAUGGAACACAACGAACGUGUGCGGCUGGUGGAAGUAUGAAGGGAAAGCGUAUCUACUGUUAGUAAUAGUAGGCUAUGAAUCUCUAGCAGUGUCACAAAUAAUCGAGGUCAAAUGAAAGAUGAAAAUUUUUAAAAUUGUUCCCCCGUGUCACACCCGAUUUGUUUCUUUCUUGACAGUAGUUAGAAAAUGUGUUUUGGUAGUGUUUUUGUUGUACCAAUGUUUGAAAACAAUAAGCAAAAAUUUAGACGGUAAGUAACGAGUCCAAGAACAAAAUCAAACGUUAUGUCAAAAGGAAGGGGAACGUUUCGAUGUUUUUACUGACUUUUAUUAGACAACAAAUAAUCAGUUGCCGAAUUAGCCUAAGCAUAAAUCAAUAAUACAGCUAAUAAGGUUGAUUAAAUAUGUGACAAGAUUGAUGAACAAACUUGCAACGAAGUCGUAAGCAAGGGAAAUGUAGAAAAAUGUCAAUAAUAACUGUAAGAUCGGUAAACAGCACUACAUCCCACCAUUUUUUUCGCGAGCAAUGUAAAAUGUUUGUUCCUAAUAUUUCAAUAUAAAUUACAACAACAAAUAGUGUGACAGUAAAAGUCAACAUUCACGUGAGCAGAUGGUAGGACUCAAAGAUGCAGGCAGCCACGGUCUUUCUUUAUUCCUACUAACACGAUUGUUUCCGUAUGAAUAAUACAUUACGAUCACAAGUCCAAGCUUGAACAAUACCUGUGUUCAUGUAGCGUUCACGUAUUGCAUAUCCAGCCAAUGAGCGACUGAAUAAUACAUUGGAGAGUAAACUAUGUCCAGUUGAUUGUCGAGACCGGAUUGUCCUCAAUCACGGUGAAUGAACUUGAUUGAAUUUGUUCACAAAGAAAUGUACAAAACGACAUCAACUCGCGAAUUGAAAAUGUGUCAAAGUCUUCCACUAUUCCUCUUACACGAUUGCGUGGGGGUAGUCAACCGAAAACUGUGGAAGAUAAAACAAAACCAAUGCACCAAGAGACAGAAGAGAAUAAAAAAAAUCGAACAGUAUCCUAUCGCAUAUCGAUUUAUGUACUUCACAUAUCCAAUUUAUUUUGGACAUCCGUGCUUAACAUAAAAUGAAUUUCCCAUUUUCGACUUGUCAUUGUCCUAUCACAACUUGUAAUAUCUUGUGCAAAUUGAAUCAGUGAAUUCAGAUGCAAACAAAAAAUGUCAGAAUAUCAUUUAAAAACGACUAAAGCAUAAGCGAAUACAAAUAAUAAUAAAAAAAAACUGAAAAUCAAAGCUAGACACACCGUAAA
Molecule: messenger RNA, 5757 nt
Organism: Topomyia yanbarensis
Lineage: Eukaryota; Metazoa; Arthropoda; Insecta; Diptera; Culicidae
Exons: 10
Coding region: 756-4337 (1193 amino acids)
Cellular component (GO): plasma membrane
Molecular function (GO): GTPase activity; GTP binding; calcium channel regulator activity
Source: RefSeq, a predicted model, not a curated record